AUGGGGCAACAUGCUGAUCUUCCUGUCCCUUCCAUCUCUGUGACUCCCAGUAGGGUGGUUGCUCCAGGGGAAAAUGUUUCCAUCCACUGUAAGGUGAAGGAGAAUUUAGGUGGAUGCCUCUAUCUUGUCAAAGUUCAUUAUGCAGUGCAGAAGAUUGUAGAAAUCAAGGAGGAAAAACAUUUUGAAGAACCAUUUUUGAUUGCCAAUGUCAGGCAAUCUAAUGCGGGGAUCUACUGGUGUAGAUAUUGUACCUGUGGUCCCUCCAGCUGCUCCGAUUUCAGUGAGGCAGCCUAUGUCAACAUCACAGAUCCUGGCCUGGACAAACCCUCAUUGAUAAUGACAUCAAGUGGGCAGAACAGUCCCGGUGGGAACGUCACCCUAAAGUGCCAGGGGCCACAAGAAGGACUGGCCUUUGCCCUUCUGAAAUCGGGCAGCCAGAUAGCAUUUCAGGCAGCAGAAGCAGGGAGAGACACAGCCGAGUUCCUUCUCUGGAUGCCGAGCCUGAAGGACGCAGCAAGCUACACCUGCCAGUAUCACCACACAAGCAAUUCCUUUGUCUGGUCAGAGCCAAGCAACCCUGUGAAGUUGGAUUUUAGAGCUAAGUGGGAAGAUGGGGGACACACUGAAGACGACCAGCAAAGAAAAGAUGGAUCAAUGAUCAUCAUUUGGGCAUGCAGUGCCAUAAAGUUGCUUCUUCUGGGAUUCCUCCUACUGUUUGCCUUUGUAUUGUACAGAAAAAGGAGAAAGAAUUAGACAAUCUCUGGGUGAAUGUUCUUAUUCACCCGGUUUUA
Molecule: messenger RNA, 791 nt
Organism: Varanus komodoensis (Komodo dragon)
Lineage: Eukaryota; Metazoa; Chordata; Lepidosauria; Squamata; Varanidae
Product: immunoglobulin superfamily member 1-like
Exons: 5
Coding region: 1-753 (250 amino acids)
Source: RefSeq, a predicted model, not a curated record